Molecule: messenger RNA, 1305 nt
Organism: Salvia miltiorrhiza (redroot sage)
Lineage: Eukaryota; Viridiplantae; Streptophyta; Magnoliopsida; Lamiales; Lamiaceae
Product: putative late blight resistance protein homolog R1B-16
Exons: 2
Coding region: 1-1305 (434 amino acids)
Biological process (GO): defense response to other organism
Molecular function (GO): ADP binding
Source: RefSeq, a predicted model, not a curated record
AUGGGAGUGUUUGAGGAAGAUGAUUCGGUUAGAGUCUCGACACUCGUGAAGCUAUGGGUUUUUGAAGGACUUUUAAAACCCAUGAAUGACAAAAGUUUGGAAACUAUUGCCAUAGAGUUCUUAAAGGACUUAGUUGAUAGAAAUCUCAUUCUAGUUGGUGAAGUGGGGUCUACAGGAAACAUAAAAUUCGUCAAAAUUCACGAUUUACUGAGGGAUUUAUGCUUGAGCCAGAGCAAGAAAGAUGGGUUCUAUCAUGUGAUAGGGCAAUCUAGUCCUCGAGGCAUAAGUAGCCAACGCCGCGUUGUUAUACCCAGGAACACGCCAAAGAAGAAAGUCCUUGACGACUUGCAGUCUAUGUCACGUGCUCGUUGCAUUAUCAGUGAACAUGGAGCAUCUUGCGUAUUAAGAAUUCCGGUUGAUAUCCCGAUCGCAGGAAUGGGCGGGAUAGGUAAGACCACUCUUGCCAAAACUGUUUAUUCGAAGAAAAUUAUUGAGCAGCGUUUUGAUGUUUGUGCUUGGGCUACUAUUUCUCAAAAAUACAACACAAGGGAAAUUCUUUGUGAACUUGUUUCUGAAGCCACUAAAAAAAGCAAGGAACAACUGAGUGAAAAGAGUGAAGAUGAACUAGGAUUAGAGCUCUACCAGUAUUUGUCAGGUAGAAGGUUUCUAAUUGUGAUGGAUGAUAUGUGGAGUAUCGAAGCAUGGGAUAGGAUACAACGUUUCUUUCCCGAAAAUGAGAAUUAUAGUCGGAUAUUAGUGACGACUAGGCUUUCCCACUUGAGUUCCCAGUUGAACAACAACUAUAGCCUUCAAAUGGAAUUUUUAGAUGAGGUUAGAAGCUGGGAACUCUUCUCAAAAAUUGUGUUUGGGGUUGGAAGUUGCCCUCAUGAGUUAGAGAAAAUUGGAAAGAAAGUAGUAGAGAAUUGCAGAGGACUUCCUUUAUCAAUUGUUGUAGUGGGGGGUAUUUUGAGAAAUAGGGAACACACUCUAGGAGUUUGGGAAUCAAUUAGAAAGAACUUAGCUUCAGAAGUGAAUUUGGAGAAUGAUAAGAAUUGCAUGAAACUGUUGAAAAUGAGCUAUAAUCGUUUGCCAUUUUAUUUAAAGCCAUGUUUUUUAUAUAUGGGAGUGUUUGAGGAAGAUGAUUCGGUUAGAGUCUCUACACUCGUGAAGCUAUGGGUUUUUGAAGGAUUUUUAAAACCCAUGAAUGGGAAAAGGUUGGAAACUAUUGCCAUAGAGUUCUUAAAGGACUUGAUUGAUAGAAAUCUCAUUCUAGUUGAGAUAAAGUGGGGUCUACAGGAAACAUAA